Molecule: messenger RNA, 421 nt
Organism: Terrapene triunguis (Three-toed box turtle)
Lineage: Eukaryota; Metazoa; Chordata; Testudines; Emydidae
Product: talin-1-like
Exons: 3
Biological process (GO): platelet aggregation
Cellular component (GO): cytoskeleton; focal adhesion; plasma membrane
Molecular function (GO): integrin binding
Source: RefSeq, a predicted model, not a curated record
CAUGGAGUACAAGAAGAAGCAACGUCCGCUCAAGAUUCGCAUGCUGGAUGGGACGGUUAAAACAGUCAUGGUGGACGACUCCAAAACGGUCACGGACAUACUCAUGACAAUCUGUGCUCGGAUUGGCAUCACCAAUCACGACGAGUACUCGCUGGUGCGGGAGAUGAUGGAGGAGAAGAAGGAGGAGAUCACCGGCACUCUCAAGAAGGACAAGACCUUGCUGCGGGAUGAGAAGAAGAUGGAGAAACUCAAGCAGAAGUUGCACACGGACGAUGAGUUGAACUGGCUGGAUCACGGGCGAACGCUGCGCGAGCAAGGUAUCGACGACAGCGAGACGCUGCUGCUGCGACGCAAGUUCUUCUACUCCGACCAGAACGUGGACUCCAGGGACCCUGUGCAGCUCAACCUGCUCUACGUGCAG